This is a messenger RNA of Iphiclides podalirius (scarce swallowtail), 4203 nucleotides long. Lineage: Eukaryota; Metazoa; Arthropoda; Insecta; Lepidoptera; Papilionidae. The record is from the annotation of a GenBank genome assembly.
AUGCCUCCCGACGGACAUCCAGUCAAGCCUCGUCCCUCCCGCCGGACGUCGCGUCGAGCCUCGUCCCUCCCGCCGUACGUCGCGUCGAGCUUCGUCCCUCCCGACAGACGUCGCGUCGAGCCUCGUCCCUUCGCCGUGCCUCGUCUCUCCCGCCGGACGUCGCGUCGAGCUUCGUCUCUCCCGGCAGACAUCACAUCAAGCUUCAUCCCACCCAACGCAUCGAGCCCGUCCGUCUCGGUGACCGUCCAGCCAGUACGUCUUGGUGGGCGUCCAGCCUGGUUGACUCGGAGGCGUUCGGCUCUUCCGUCACGGCAGGCGUCCAGCUCGUCAGUCACGGCAGGCGUCCAGCUCGUCCGUCACGGCAGGCGUCCAGCUCGUCCGUCACGGCAGGCGUCCAGCUCGUCCGUCACGGCGGGCGUCGAAGACGAAGACGCAAAAGCGAAGACGAAGACGCAAGAGCGAAGACGAAGACGAAGACGCAAGGACGAAGACGCAAGAGCGAAGACGAAGACGCAAGAGCGAAGACGAAGACGCAAGAGCGAAGACGAAGACGCAAGAGCGAAGACGAAGACGCAAGAGCGAAGACGAAGACGCAAGAGCGAAGACGAAGACGCAAGAGCGAAGACGAAGACGCAAGAGCGAAGACGAAGACGCAAGAGCGAAGACGAAGACGCAAGAGCGAAGACGAAGACGCAAGAGCGAAGACGAAGACGCAAGAGCGAAGACGAAGACGCAAGAGCGAAGACGAAGACGCAAGAGCGAAGACGAAGACGCAAGAGCGAAGACGAAGACGCAAGAGCGAAGACGAAGACGCAAGAGCGAAGACGAAGACUACGCAAGAGCGAAGACGAAGACGAAGACUACGCAAGGGCGAAGACGAAGACGAAGACGAAGACGCAAGGCGAAGACGAAAGAAGACUACGCAAGAGCGAAGACGAAGACGCAAGAGCGAAACGAGACGAAGACGCAAGAGACGAAGACGAAGACGCAAGAGCGAAGACGAAGACGAAGACGAAGACGAAGAGCAUGAGAGCGAAGACGAAGACGCAAGAGCGAAGACGAGAGACGCAAGAGCAAGAGGAAGACGCAAGAGCGAAAGAGACGCAAGAGCGAAGAGGAAGACGCAAGGCCGAAGACGAAGACGCAAGAGCGAAGACGAAGACGCAAGAGCGAAGACGAAGACGCAAGAGCGAAGACGAAGACGCAAGAGCGAAGACGAAGACGCAAGAGCGAAGACGAAGACGCAAGAGCGAAGACGAAGACGCAAGAGCGAAGACGAAGACGCAAGAGCGAAGACGAAGACGCAAGAGCGAGACGAAGACUAAGAGCGAAGACGAAGACUGCGCAAGAGCGAAGACGAAGACGCAAGAGCGAAGACGAAGACGCAAGAGCGAAGACGAAGACGCAAGAGCGAAGACGAAGACGCAAGAGCGAAGACGAAGACGCAAGAGCGAAGACGAAGACGAAGACGCAAGAGCAAAGACGAAGUUGCAAGAGCGAAGACGAAAACGCAACAAACUACGCAAGAGCGAAGACGAAGUUGCAAGAGCGAAGACGAAGUUGCAAGAGCGAAGACGAAGUUGCAAGAGCGAAGACGAAGUUGCAAGAGCGAGACGAAGUUGCAAGAGCGAAGACGAAGUUGCAAGAGCGAAGACGAAGUUGCAAGAGCGAAGACGAAGUUGCAAGAGCGAAGACGAAGUUGCAAGAGCGAAGACGAAGUUGCAAGAGCGAAGACGAAGUUGCAAGAGCGAAGACGAAGUUGCAAGAGCGAAGACGAAGUUGCAAGAGCGAAGACGAAGUUGCAAGAGCGAAGACGAAGUUUGCAAGAGCGAAGACGAAGUAGCGAGAGCGACGGCGAAGUUGCAAGAGCGAAGACGAAGUUGCAAGAGCGAAGACGAAGUUGCAAGAGCGAAGACGAAGUUGACGAAGACGAAGUUGCAAGAGCGAAGACGAAGUUGCAAGAGCGAAGACGAAGUUGCAAGAGCGAAGACGAAGUUGCAAGAGCGAAGACGAAGUUGCAAGAGCGAAGACGAAAGCGAAGACGAAGUUGCAAGAGCGAAGACGAAGUUGCAAGAGCGAAGACGAAGUUGCAAGAGCGAAGACGAAGUUGCAAGAGCGAAGACGAAGUUGCAAGAGCGAAGACGAAGUUGCAAGAGCGAAGACGAAGUUGCAAGAGCGAAGACGAAGUUGCAAGAGCGAAGACGAAGUUGCAAGAGCGAAGACGAAGUUGCAGAGCGAAGACGAAGUUGCAAGAGCGAAGACGAAGUUUGCAAGAGCGAAGACGAAGUUGCAAGAGCGAAGACGAAGUUGCAAGAGCGAAGACGAAGUUGCAAGAGCGAAGACGAAGUUGCAAGAGCGAAGACGAAGUUGCAAGAGCGAAGACGAAGUUGCAAGAGCGAAGACGAAAGUUGCAAGAGCGAAGACGAAGUUGCAAGAGCGAAGACGAAAGUUGCAAGAGCGAAGACGAAGUUGCAAGAGCGAAGACGAAGUUGCAAGAGCGAAGAGAAAGUUGAAAGAGCGAAGACGAAGUUGCAAGAGCGAAGACGAAGUUGCAAGAGCGAAGACGAAGUUGCAAGAGCGAAGACGAAGUUGCAAGAGCGAAGACGAAGUUGCAAGAGCGAAGACGAAGUUGCAAGAGCGAAGACGAAGACGCAAGAGCGAAGACGAAGACGCAACAGACUACGCAAGAGCGAAGACGAAGACGAAGACUGCGCAAGAGCGAAACGACGACGCCAUAAAAGGUGCGGUAGCGGAGAUAUAGAAGAAGACGCAGGAGAAGAGACGAAGAAGUCGCAGGAGAGGAGACGAAGACUACGCAAGAGCGAAGGCGUAGACGUAAGAGCGAAGACUACGCAAGAGCGAAGACGAAGACGAAGACUACGCAAGGGCGAAGACGAAGACGAAGACUACGCAAGGGCGAAGACGAAGACGAAGACUACGCAAGAGCGAAGGCGUAGACGUAAGAGCGAAGACGAGAGCGAAGACGAGAGACUGGCAAGCAGCCAAGUAGGAGGAGAAGACGCAAGCAGCCAAGAAGGAGGAGAAGACGUAAGCAGCCAAGAAGGAGGAGAAGACGCAAGCAGCCAAGAAGGAGGAGAAGACGCAAGCAGCCAAGAAGGGGGAGAAGACGCAAGCAGCCAAGAAGGAGGAGAAGACGCAAGCAGCCAAGAAGGAGGAGAAGACUCAACAUCCGAGACGAAGCCGCAAGAGCGAACACCCAAGAGCGAAGACGGUAGGCUACGCGAGAGGGAAGACGGUAGGCUACGCAAGAGCGAGGACGAAGACUACGAAAGAGCGAAGACGAAGACUGCGCAGGAGCGAAGACGAAGACUGCGCAGGAGCGAAGACGAAGACUGCGCAGGAGCGAAGACGAAGACUGCGCAGGAGCGAAGACGAAGACUGCGCAGGAGCGAAGACGAAGACUGCGCAGGAGCGAAGACGAAGACUGCGCAGGAGCGAAGACGAAGACUGCGCAGGAGCGAAGACGAAGACUGCGCAAGAGCGAAACGACGACGCCAUAAAAGGUGCGGUAGCGGAGAUAUAGAAGAAGACGCAGGAGAGGAGACGAAGAAGUCGCAGGAGAGGAGACGAAGAAGUCGCAGGAGAGGAGACGAAGAAGACGCAGGAGAGGAGACGAAGUCGCAGGAGAGGAGACGAAGAAGACGCAGGAGAGGAGACGAAGAAGUCGCAGGAGAGGAGACGAAGAAGUCGCAGGAGAGGAGACGAAGAAGUCGCAGGAGAGGAGACGAAGAAGUCGCAGGAGAGGAGACGAAGAAGUCGCAGGAGAGGAGACGAAGAAGUCGCAGGAGAGGAGACGAAGAAGUCGCAGGAGAGGAGACGAAGAAGUCGCAGGAGAGGAGACGAAGAAGUCGCAGGAGAGAAGAAGAAGUCGCAGGAGAGGAGACGAAGAAGUCGCAGGAGAGGAGACGAAGAAGUCGCAGGAGAGGAGACGAAGAAGUCGCAGGAGAGGAGACGAAGAAGUCGCAGGAGAGGAGACGAAGAAGUCGCAGGAGAGGAGACGAAGAAGUCGCAGGAGAGGAGACGAAGAAGUCGCAGGAGAGGAGACGAAGAAGUCGCAGGAGAGGAGACGAAGAAGUCGCAGGAGAGGAGACGAAGAAGUCGCAGGAGAGGAGACGAAGAAGUCGCAGGAGAGGAGACGAAGAAGUCGCAGGAGAGGAGACGAAGAAGACUCAACGGCGAAUA